GCACAUAGGUCAUUAUUUGUUCUUCCCUUCCGUCUGUCUGUUAAAUCUAAUUUCUUUUAUCUCGAUUCCGAUCUUAUUACAUUCCAUCGUCAAAAAUAUAAAAAGUUAUAUAAAAAAAAUAUGGUGAGGGGGCUGAUAACCAAGCUCGCAAAUAAAUCUAUCUCCGUCGCCGGAAAAUGGCAACAGCAGCAGCUCCGCCGUCUCAACAUCCAUGAGUAUCAGGGAGCUGAGUUGAUGAGUAAAUAUGGUAUUAACGUACCAAAAGGUGUUGCUGUUUCUUCUAUUGAGGAACUUAGAAAGGCCAUUCAAACAACAUUUCCCAAUGAAAAGGAGUUGGUGGUCAAGAGCCAAAUUCUUGCUGGUGGACGGGGCCUAGGGAAGUUCACAAGUGGUCUUCAGGGUGGAGUUCACAUUGUCAACAUUGAUCAGGUUGAAGAUAUAGCUGGGAAGAUGCUUGGGCAGACUCUUGUCACUAAACAAACGGGCCCCCAAGGCAAAGUUGUCAGCAAGGUUUACUUGUGUGAAAAGGUGACACUAAAGAAUGAGAUGUACUUCGCGAUCACUCUUGAUCGUACCACUGCUGGUCCUCUUAUCAUUGCCUGCGGUCAGGGAGGAACCAGCAUCGAAGAUCUUGCAGAAAAAUACCCUGACAUGAUCAUAAAAGUACCCAUUGAUGUUUUUAAAGGAAUUACAGAUGAAGAUGCUGCCAAAGUUGUAGAUGGUCUUGCUAUCAAGACAGCUGACAGAACUGCUUCAAUAGAACAGGUGAAGAAGUUGUAUAACCUUUUCUGCGAAUCUGAUUGCACCCAGUUGGAGAUCAACCCUAUUGCCGAGACUGAAGAUAAGAAGCUGGUGGCCGCUGAUGCUAAGUUAAACUUUGAUGAUAAUGCUGCUUUUCGUCAAAAAGAGAUAUUUGCUCUUCGUGACCCGACACAAGAAGAUCCCCGAGAGGUCGCGGCUGCAAAAGCAGAUUUGAAUUAUAUUGGUUUGGAUGGGGAAAUUGGAUGUAUGGUUAAUGGUGCUGGGUUAGCAAUGGCCACCAUGGACAUCAUAAAGUUACAUGGAGGAACACCCGCCAAUUUUCUGGAUGUAGGUGGAAAUGCUUCCGAAGGACAGGUUGUUGAAGCUUUCAAGAUCUUGACAUCAGAUGACAAAGUGAAAGCAAUAUUGGUGAAUAUUUUUGGAGGAAUUAUGAAGUGCGAUGUGAUAGCCAGUGGGAUUGUUAACGCUGCUAAGCAUGUUUCACUGAAGGUGCCAGUCGUAGUUCGUCUUGAAGGCACAAACGUUGAUGAAGGGAAAAGGAUUCUUAAGGAAAGUGGAAUGACAUUGAUUACAGCAGAGGAUCUGGAUGAUGCAGCCGAGAAAGCUGUUAAAGCACUGAAAUCAGGAUAAAGAAUAUCAAUUGUAUUUUGAAUUUGAUUUUUUGUCGUGAGCUAAAGAUUACAUCGGUCUGUAGUACUCCCAAAAUGAGGGGAGACGGGUUUCUUUUGUCACUUUUCUGAUAAAUAAAUACAGCAGAAAUAGUGGUUGGACAUACUUUGAUCUGUAUUGGAUUUUGCUCAUGCUAAGCUCAGUAUGUUUUUGCUAAAAA
This is a messenger RNA of Erigeron canadensis, 1591 nucleotides long. RefSeq names its product succinate--CoA ligase [ADP-forming] subunit beta, mitochondrial. The record is from RefSeq and is a predicted model, not a curated record. Lineage: Eukaryota; Viridiplantae; Streptophyta; Magnoliopsida; Asterales; Asteraceae. Bases 121 to 1392 code for a protein of 423 amino acids. Gene Ontology annotation, molecular function: ATP binding; metal ion binding; succinate-CoA ligase (ADP-forming) activity. Gene Ontology annotation, biological process: tricarboxylic acid cycle; succinyl-CoA metabolic process. Gene Ontology annotation, cellular component: mitochondrion; succinate-CoA ligase complex. The transcript has 12 exons.